Messenger RNA from Didymodactylos carnosus, 1401 nucleotides. The record is from the annotation of a GenBank genome assembly. NCBI's taxonomy places the organism in Eukaryota, Metazoa, Rotifera, Eurotatoria, Philodinida, Philodinidae.
AUGAGAGAAAUUGUACAUUUACAAUGUGGACAAUGUGGUAAUCAAAUUGCAUCAAAAUUUUGGGAGGUAGUAUCAGAUGAACACGGAAUUGAUCCAUCGGGCCACUAUCAUGGAACAUCAUCAUUACAAUUGGAACGAAUUAAUGUUUAUUACAACGAAGGACAGGGUGUCAGUACAUCUGGAUCUGUUUGUGUCACCCUGGAUAAUCGCUUGUUUAUAUUGAUUGUUCAUCUAGGACAGCAAUAUGUACCACGAGCUGUACUUGUUGAUCUGGAACCGGGAACAAUGGAUGCUGUUAGAGCCAGUCCAUAUGGCCAUUUAUUUCGACCAGAUAAUUUCGUUUUUGGUCAUUCGGGUGCUGGAAAUAAUUGGGCAACUGGACAUUAUACAGAAGGAGCAGAAUUAAUUGAAUCAGUUAUGGAUGUUGUUCGAAAAGAAGCGGAAGCAUGUGAUUGCCUUCAAGGAUUUCAAUUAACACAUUCACUUGGUGGUGGCACUGGUAGUGGCAUGGGUACUUUACUUUUAUCAAAAAUUCGUGAAGAAUUUCCAGAUAGAAUUAUGAAUACAUUUAGUGUAUUUCCAUCACCAAAAGUAUCGGAUACAGUUGUUGAACCGUAUAAUGCUACAUUAUCAUUACAUCAACUCGUUGAAAAUACUGAUGAAACAUAUUGUAUUGAUAACGAAGCCCUUUAUGAUAUUUGUUUUCGAACAUUGAAAUUAACAACACCAUCCUAUUCUGAUUUAAAUCAUUUAGUAUCAUCAGCUAUGUCCGGUGUAACAACCUGUUUAAGAUUUCCAGGUCAAUUGAAUGCUGAUCUACGUAAACUCGCUGUUAAUAUGGUUCCAUUUCCACGUCUUCAUUUUUUUAUGUCUGGAUUUGCACCACUUACUUCACGUAGUUUACAAGAUUAUCGUACAUUGAAUGUAAGUGAUUUAACACAACAAAUGUUUUCCAGUCAAAAUAUGAUGACAGCAUGUGAUCCUCGUCAUGGACGAUAUUUGACAGUUGCAACAAUAUUUCGUGGACAAGUAUCAAUGAGAGAAAUUGAUGAACAAAUAAUGAAUAUACAAAGUAAAAAUUCAUCUUAUUUUGUUGAAUGGAUUCCAAAUAAUAUAAAGACAGCUGUUUGUGAUAUACCACCACGUGGACUAAAAUUAUCAGCAACAUUUAUCGGUAACAGUACUGCAAUCCAAGAAAUAUUUAAACGUAUUUCCGAACAAUUUACCGCAAUGUUUCGACGAAAAGCAUUUUUAUUUCGUUAUACUGGUGAAGGUAUGGAUGAAAUGGAAUUUACUGAAGCUGAAUCAAAUAUGAAUGAUUUAAUCUCGGAAUAUCAACAGUAUCAAGAUGCAACAAUUGAAGAUGGUGAUGGUGAAAUUGAACAGGAAAAUAAUGACUAG